Molecule: messenger RNA, 4524 nt
Organism: Electrophorus electricus (electric eel)
Lineage: Eukaryota; Metazoa; Chordata; Actinopteri; Gymnotiformes; Gymnotidae
Gene: ppp2r5ca
Product: protein phosphatase 2, regulatory subunit B', gamma a
Biological process (GO): signal transduction; protein dephosphorylation
Cellular component (GO): protein phosphatase type 2A complex; nucleus; cytosol
Molecular function (GO): protein phosphatase activator activity
Source: RefSeq, a predicted model, not a curated record
AGUUAGCUAAAGCGUGUGCAGUAGGCAAUGGAGCUUGACAGCAGCUUGAAUGUGUGUAAGAGAGUCUGAAUAAGGUGCCUGUCAAGGGGGUUAUCAUAGGACUACGCGUAUCAAAAAAAUGCCGAACAAGUCGAGAAAAGAUAAGGAGACAUCAAAGUCUGUGAGAUCCAGCAAAAGUGGGAGCAAACACCAAGACAACCAAGACUCAGAAAAUGAGGCAUCCUAUAAGAGAAGUAGCAGCAGUGCGCCCCCUACUGCCCAACUAAUCCGGGUGAAGCAGCCUUCUUCCCAGGUUGCGCUGAAGAAGGAAAGUAGGCAGAGUGCCUCCUGCUUCCCUAUCAGCAACAACAGAGAGCUGCACAAGCUACCAGCUUUCAAAGAUGUAGCCCCAGCUGAGCAGGAGAAGCUGUUUAUUCAGAAGCUACGGCAGUGCUGUGUGCUUUUCGACUUUGUGUCGGACCCCUUGAGUGAUCUGAAAUGGAAGGAGGUAAAGCGGGCAGCACUCAGUGAGAUGGUGGAGUACAUCACCCACAACCGCAACGUCAUCACGGAGCCCAUCUAUCCAGAGGUGGUCCACAUGUUUGCUGUGAAUAUGUUCAGGACAUUACCUCCAUCAUCCAACCCAACUGGUGCAGAGUUCGAUCCUGAGGAGGAUGAGCCCACACUCGAAGCUGCUUGGCCACAUCUCCAGCUCGUCUAUGAAUUCUUUCUAAGAUUUUUAGAAUCACCAGACUUUCAGCCAAAUGUUGCCAAGAAAUAUAUUGACCAGAAAUUUGUGAUGCAGCUUCUGGAGCUGUUUGACAGUGAGGACCCCAGAGAGAGAGACUUCCUGAAGACCACUUUGCACCGCAUAUAUGGGAAGUUCCUGGGAUUGCGAGCAUACAUUAGGAAACAAAUCAAUAACAUAUUUUAUAGGUUCAUUUAUGAAACAGAGCACCACAAUGGAAUAGCAGAAUUACUGGAGAUUCUUGGAAGUAUAAUCAAUGGUUUUGCCUUACCAUUAAAAGAAGAGCACAAGAUUUUCCUGCUGAAGGUUUUACUGCCUUUACACAAAGUCAAGUCACUUAGCGUUUAUCACCCACAGUUGGCAUAUUGUGUGGUGCAAUUCCUGGAGAAGGACAGCACACUUACUGAACCAGUAGUGAUGGCCCUUUUGAAGUACUGGCCAAAGACACACAGCCCUAAGGAGGUGAUGUUUCUCAAUGAGCUAGAAGAGAUCCUGGAUGUGAUUGAGCCGUCUGAGUUUGUUAAAGUGAUGGAACCUCUAUUCCGACAGCUGGCCAAGUGUGUGUCCAGUCCACACUUUCAGGUAGCAGAAAGAGCUCUUUACUACUGGAACAAUGAGUACAUAAUGAGCCUCAUCAGUGACAAUGCAGCCAAAAUCUUACCCAUCAUGUUCCCAGCAUUAUACCGCAACUCUAAGACUCACUGGAACAAGACCAUCCAUGGCCUGAUUUAUAAUGCUCUGAAGCUUUUCAUGGAGAUGAACCAGAAGCUGUUUGAUGACUGCACACAGCAAUUUAGAGCUGAAAAGAAUAAAGAGAGAGCAAAGUUAAAAGAACGGGAAGAGGCCUGGAUUAAGAUCGAAAAUCUUGCCAAAUCAAACCCGCAGUUCCUUAUGUAUGUUGAUUCCUCUGGCCUAAAUAGCCCUGUAGAAAUGGAGACUGAUGGGCCAUUGAUAGAAGAUAUUCAGAUGUUAAAAAAGACUGUAGAGGAGGGAGCCAUUCAGAUGCAGAGGGAGCAGCGGAAGGACCGGCCGCUGGUGAGACGCAAGUCCGACCUGCCUCAGGACAUGUACACCACGAAAGCCUUGGAGUCGCACCGUCGAGCCGAAGACAUGAUCAGCAACCAUGAUGGCCGCUAGCUUCACCCCCCUCUUCCUGAGUCUUCUUUGUUCGCCUCUAAACACAGCUCAUUCAGCAAACUGGUGCGCCUUGCUGUGGUGGGGCACGCACCACUCUCCCCCAAGUCAAAAGUUUGGAUUGCUCAGGUUUUUAUUUGAAAGGUAUGGGGCCAACAUCAAGGCUUUCUCCUGCCCUGUCCUUCUUUGUGGCUUCCCCCUCCCGCAUACUGCAGUUCUUCAAGCCUAUGUGUUGUUCCUCUCCAUCCUGUCUGCACACCUUGACCAUGGCAGAAGCUCCUGUUGCUUCUGGCUGGGUGAGGGCUGGUCGUGAAAACACCCAAGGAGGUGCCUCCUUGGUUCUGCUUUGGGGUUUUUUGUUUGUUUUUUUUCCAAAGGGAACACAGAAUGUCUAGAGACUGCUUGCAAGGACAGUAUUCUGUCAUAUUCUUUUCCCAUCAAUGGCUUCAUCAUCUCUUUUUCUUGGAAACCCAGGGACAGUUACCAGUGCCAAGACCAUCAUGAACAGCUUUCCGUUACCAUUUCUUAUUUUUGUCCAUCUUUAUUAUUGUGUGAGUGCAUUUUUGUGCCAUAAGAAACUUUUAAUAUUUAGUUAACCACAUAACAGAUUUCUUGUGGCAAUAUUAACCAUUCACAAUGGGAUAUUGAUGGUUCAAACAAUGGUACCAUUUUUCUUUUCAGAAAUGUGUCCAUCAGUUAAGCUUAGAAUUGAAACAUGCAGUUUAUUAUACUUUUGUGUAAAUACACUUUAAUCUCAAGUCAUGUUUAUUUGGGUGGUGCACAUUAGUCACCAACUUUUUAAGUGAAAGUAAGCUGUCAGUUCAGCAGGGAAUUGGCUUGUUUCCAUAGUGAUAGCUAUAUGUAAGUGCUGCUUUUUACUGUACAUUCCUCAAGUUACUGCACCUUAAUCUCAAAGAGCACACCCCAUUAUCCCAUUGCUUUUUAUUUGUUAUUUACCCAGCUAACAGCAGUACCAUAGAGCAACCUCCAGAGGAAGCAAAAUAUUACCAAGAGCAUGUACAACAUGUUUGGGAAUUAACCUGGGCCCAAAAUAGCUGUAACAUUGAUAUUGUCUUAAAUAUUAAAGAAUGUGUUCAAAAUGAUGAUCAUGUCACAGACAUUGUGUAGCAAUGUGCUUAGCUUCUUACAUUGCUAAAAUGUCCGUUACUAGCUCAAAGGCUCUAUUCAUAGUAACACCACUGAGCUUUCUGAGAGAGCUGUGUUGUCAAAAUGCCAAUGGCUAAUAUAAUCUAACAUACACCCAUGUGUUUGAUUAUCCCCUCCAUCUCAUUGAAAAUUGGCCCUAUUUUCUAUCUCUUGGUCUGUUCUUAACUGUCCAGAACCGUAAGGACUGUUAUUUUCAUCGAGAGGUUGGAAACACACUUGUCCACCCCUUUUCAGACACAUCCGAGUGCCUUUGUGACUGGUGCGUUGGAGACAUAUGAUUUACAGAUUUGAUGACGGGGAGUGAUGGCUGUGAGUGAAUUACUGCUGUUCUAUAAGAGGUUCUGAAUGUGGCAUACUUGGAUGAAUGCAUGCAUUCUACUGCAAAUGAUAACAGACACAGGCACAUUCAUGAAAAAACAUACCCAUGUGAGGAUGACAUAUUGAUUGUGGUUUGUUUUUGUUUUUUUUCAGAAGCGAAUAAAUUCCUGUUAUUUUAUAAAUUGUAUUCAACUACCUAGAAGCACUUCCUGAAAACUUGAAAGCUGUUCAGUUUUGUUUGUGAGUGGGUGUGCAUGGGUAUGUAUAUAGGUAGUAAAGAGGUGUGUGUGUGUGUGUGUGUGUGUGUGUGUGUGUGUGUGUGUGUGUGUGUGUGUGUGUGUGUGUGUGUGUGUGUGUGUGUGUGUGUGUGUGUGUGUGUGUGUGUGUGUGUGUUCGUUCGUUCGUUCAUAGCAUGCUCAUAAGUAUAUUGUGGCAGUCUGUACAUUUUUAUGUAGAAGUCUUUCUGUACCAUUGUUUGAACUUACAUUUAUAUUUUUCCCUUGUUGUCUUUAAUAGUUCUAUUGAUGUAUGCUCGAAUACUGUAACUAUAAACUAAACUGGCCCAUCCAACAUGACACAACAGUUUUUUGCUGAGGAUUAAAGAUGUCAGUUCAUGUUUUCAUUUUGUUACUCUUGUGCUUUAUUGUGUGUUGAUGUUGAGACACAAAUAUACUUGUCAUGUAUAAAAACAACAGAAUAUUUCAGUUUUAUUUAUCUCUACUACUCUGUCUACUAUUUACUGUACUAUUAAAAAUAGCUUAACUUAAACUUCCCAAAAUAUUAUUUUAACAUGGUAAGUGUCCUUUCAUAUGACUUGUACUAUACUACUUCAUUUAAUAUUGUACAUAUAUUUUUCCUUAUUUUAUUUUUCUGUAGUAUUAUAUAUCUAGAUUUAUUUGUAAAAAAAAAAUAGUCCUGUGUACAGAAUUUAAAGGAAAAAAAAGACUAGAAUCUGCAGAACAAUGGAAUGUGGCACAAUAUUUUCUCUCCAUUUUUGACUGUCAGCAUCAGGAAAGUCAUGAUAUUUUCUAUCAGUUUGUAUCUCCAAAAGGUUUGUUGAACCAUUCUGAUAACUGCAACAAAGUUGAUUCAGUUGCCAUUGAUUGUGAGCCUUUACCCAACUUAAGUGGUGUAUAUCUAUAUAGAAUGAAUAAAGAGUCUAUGUGGAUUUAUAUUUU